Molecule: messenger RNA, 1411 nt
Organism: Marmota monax (woodchuck)
Lineage: Eukaryota; Metazoa; Chordata; Mammalia; Rodentia; Sciuridae
Gene: Cfap96
Product: cilia and flagella associated protein 96
Exons: 8
Coding region: 288-1220 (310 amino acids)
Cellular component (GO): centrosome
Source: RefSeq, a predicted model, not a curated record
ACCCGGGGCAACGCAGCACAAUAAGCCCCAGCGGUGCACCGAACGUGCGGAGUGUUUUCGCAGCCUGCGCGCCCGGCGGGAAUCCCUAGCGCGCGGGAGGGCGACGCGGAGCCUAGUUGCUCCUGCAGCGCAGUAAAUCCGGACCGGAGCUGGGACGAUCUGAUCUUGGUUGUCGGAUCAGGUGCCCUUCGGAGAAGCGACUUGUUCCUCGCAGACACCAGUAAGCUUUUGCUAUAAACGAAGCAACAAGAAAGAAACUUUUGAAGUUACCACCAUAAGAAGCAACCAUGCCUAUAGAAGGAGGAAAAACAGAUAUGGAGAGGAUUGGCCUCUUCAGUGAGAUGGAAUAUAUUACUGUUGGUGAUAAAUAUGUGUCACCAUUUAAUCGACCCUUUAAUGAGGCUGCAAGCAAAAAUAGACAGAUUCUACCUGGGGGAACCAAAGAAAUGUCAAAUCUCCAGGCAGGUUAUUUUGAUCCCCAAUUUGCAAGGAUUUUUGAAGGCGAAGGCUACGUAAAUCUAAAUCAAGUGAGAAGACGGCAUAUGAUGGAAGAAGCCAAAAAAAAUCUUGCCAAAGCCUUUCUCCCGAGUAGUGGAGAUAAAAAACCAUGUGGACUAGGAAGCUACUAUGGAACAAUAGGUGGUCCAGUCCCAUCCUUCAGUGCACAGGCCAAACCCAGGGAACAAUAUAUGCCACCUGGAAAGAAUUUAUACACAAACCCAGGAAAGAAAGGAACCGGAUAUGGCUAUGCAAAUAUUACCAUAGGUAAACAGUUUUCACACUCUUCUGAUUUAUAUGAUGCAGCAAGACAAAAUUUUAAGAAAGAAAAUGAAGAGCAUCAUCGGUUACUGAAGGGGGCACCUUUCAAGUUAAAUCUUUACCCAAGGGACUAUUUUGACACUAAUCCUUAUUUUACUGAAAAACCUUUACCUCCAAUUAAAAAAGAAGAGAAGAAAGAAUCACUUUUAAGUCCUUUUAAGCCCUCUUCUCCUGGUAAAAAGCCUGGUGGAAUGAAAGCAGGAACAUUUGAACCUUACCCAUCACAUUCUACUGACCCUUAUGUGCUUAAACCAGGAAAGGAGGUUUCCAAAAAAGAUGAUAAGGUUUUUCAUCCCCCAAGUGGACCAAAAAGCAGACCAAUUGAAAGUAUAAUGAGUUUGAAUGUCAAAAGGGCACUCAAUAUGAAGAACUACAAGACUGCUUCAUUACAGUCCUAUUAGCAACUGCAAGACACGUAACUUUCUAAAUCCUUACUACCAGUAACUUGUCAUCAAGAGCUAAUUAUUUGAAAAAAUGCAAAAUGCAAAGUGUGUGGAACAGAUAGCCUUGAAAAGAAAUUUAACCUCCAACUCCAAUAUUCUUCCUGAUUUUAGUACUACUACUUAAUAAAUAGUUUUUGCUAAUAAUUUAA